CCCCCCCCCUGUUGUGUGCUUGGUUCGGCCCAAGCAGGUCGAUCCACUCCCGACGGAAAGGGGAGCGGAGGCUCCUGGCGGGGGGCUGGGAGCCCGGGCCGCCGGGUGGGGGCGGCAGCUGGAAGACGGAGAGGGCCGGCCGGCAGCGGGUGCCAGUGCUUGAGAGUCCAGGAGGCAAUCUCCCUUCAGUUUAGAUGCACCACUAGUAUAUUCUACCUCCCUGAAUUUCAAAAGCAAAUAUAAACAAGGGGGUAGGUGUCCAACCUAAAAGACCUUAACAUUUAAAGCAAGCAAUGAAGAAGAGAAUAAAACCGGGCGGUAAGAAGAGGAAGAUGGAGAGACUGAAUGGGUCAGGAGAAUGACAUGGAAUUUGGCUAGAUUGUGAAUGAGCAGAUAUGGUAACUGAUGAUGAUUAAACACAGCUGGACUUGCUGAGGAAGGCAGAAGGCUGGCAAGUGCUGGAGUCUCAAGAAAAUGCCAGGCCUUCCUAAGAAGCCAUGAUCACACUGAUAACUGAGCAGCUACAAAAGCAGAGCUUGGAGAAAUUGAAAUGCAUAUCAUUCAGCAUCAACCUGCCUUUGCCCGAUCAUGCAAAUGUGGCCAGCUGUGGCAGCCCCUUCCAGAUAGCGCCUGAGGGGACUUCAUGGAGGGACCUAGCUCCCUGUCCAAAGAUCCAUCUCCAAGACAAUACGGUUCCUUACCAACAGUCCAGCCUAAGCCUUCCCUUGCCAACUUGCAGCCCAGAAAACAGCCCUCUGAACAAUCUUGCAUCCCAAGCACUGGCCACCAACUCUUUAGUUUCAGAAAAAGUUUCUGUGCCCCCUACCAAAAGACACUGUCGUUCACUCUCAGUGCCCGAAGACCUAUCCCGCUGGCAAGCUGUUUGGAGGCCCCUGGGCUCCAAAGUGUGGACACAUAUCAAACGUCGGGAGACCAGUGGAGUGGACACUUUAGCAGUACAAUCCCAGAACCUGGUUCAGGAAGCCAACAGACUUUGCUUCAAUCCAGUCCCCAGUGCCUCUUAUCAGUGUGUUCAAGAUGGUGCUGUUGGUGGCAGGAGCCCACCAUUUUUCAGUCUGGCUCUGUCUCGAGAAUCGCCAGCAAGUGUACCAUGGGAGACAGGAGAGACUUUGCAGCCCUACCCCCUGCAACGCCGUUUCUCUCUGUCACCGGUCAGAUUCUUGCCAUCCCCCCAGAGCUCUACCACUUCCACACCAGAGCUCCUUCGGCACCAGCACAGCCUCCCUCGCAGCCGCUCGCAGCCUUGUGACUUGGACACCAGGAAAUGUGGUCUCAAGCGGCGCCAUGAAGAGGAUGUGAGGUGGCAUAGGCCCUCACUUGAUUUCUACAAGAUGAAUCAGAAACCAUUUGCAGGGGAAGUCUGUCAGUUAGACAAAUCUGAGGAAGGUGGCUAUCCAUCAUGGCUCUUGACUUGCAGCCCACAAUCACCCUCAGCUCCUUGCAGUCCCAUUAAUAAUUGUAUCCAGGUGCUCAGUGAAAGUGAAGAGGAUGAUGAUGAAGAAGAAGCAGCAGCAGUACAAGCAGCAAGACAAAUAAAUUGGAAUUUAGCAAGCAAAAGGACACUCUUUCAACCAGACUUUAGUGAUCUGGAUCUAACGUUGAUUGAAGAGAACUAGCAUUUUGGAUGUCUCCUUGAAAAACUGACUUUGGAGUCAGCCGCAAAGGGAGGCUGCACUCCUGGAUGAGGGUGGGGGAGCGGGGUGGGGGUAGAAGGGAAAGUGGCGGUAGGAUAACGGGGUUUUGUCUGCUUGUUUCUUUUGU
Messenger RNA from Ahaetulla prasina, 1782 nucleotides. It is a transcript of the gene FAM53C, whose product is annotated as family with sequence similarity 53 member C. Gene Ontology annotation, biological process: protein import into nucleus. NCBI's taxonomy places the organism in Eukaryota, Metazoa, Chordata, Lepidosauria, Squamata, Colubridae. Gene Ontology annotation, cellular component: nucleus. The record is from RefSeq and is a predicted model, not a curated record.